GGUCAAAUUCCCGAAGCGGUUAAAACAACAGAUGGGAAAGCGUCAACGUAGUUUCUGUCACACAAACAAAACACAAUUUUCCUUUCCCCAACAUUUUCCCGACAUUGUUUCUUAAACUUUCUCGGGCACCGAACAGGGGAAAAGCUCUCUCAGCGGCCACAACGAAAACGCGCGGUUCAGAGACAGUCGAGGUCGAGGAGGAUAACCAUGAAUAAGCUGACGAGAAAAUGGCGAAAUUCUCAUGACGAUAGAUUCUCUCUCCCUACUCUCGACGAUUCUCGCCCCAUCGACACCCAAGAACAGGAGGAGAUGAUUCGAUCCUUUGAAAAGACACAUGCUCAACAGAGUCGUCUAUGGCGGGGUGUGUUCGCAGCAAUGCUGUUUUGUUUUGCGGUAUUUCUAUUGUACUCUAUCUUCCAGCAAGCUUCAUCUCCAUGGGGACUGCGUUAUCAUGCUUACUUCAUGGAGGAGGUUGACUCAUGGAUGGUUAUAUCUGCAGAUUGGCUAGCUGUUUUAGCAUGUUCAGUUGCCAUCAUAGGGCUACUUCAUAACUCAAAGUAUCACAGGCAAUGGAUUUGGUACUCGUGCUUAGCUGGAAUCAUACUGGCAAUUUUCUGGUUAUAUCACAUGUUAAGAUUGCCAAAGUUCCGGUGGGAUGUUAUCUGGCUUCCAUUUGGGCCAUUUGGCGGAGCUGGAGUAUGUCUCUAUGUAGAUCAUCUACUAUUGGAGUCAUCAGAAGAAAUAAGAAAGCUUCGAGCCUAUACGUAUUCUUACAAAGCCUAUUGAAAGGGAAUUUUGGUCAUUGUAGUGGGGUUUGAGUUAGUUUUUAAAUACAGAGGAGACAGACGAAGAAUAUGUGCGCCAGUGAUGUUUGUUGUUGUCAUAUACUUAAUUAAGUUCUUGAUGGGAAUGUACAAAAUCAUAGUGUAACAGUAUAUAGAACUUCUCUGGAAUUUUGUUUACAAAUUUUGUGAUUGAAGAAUAUUGGCAGUAGAGAUUGUCUAUGUAAUUUGUUAGUUAUUAUCAAUGAGUGGAUGAAUUUUUUUC
Quercus robur (English oak) is the source of this 1047-nucleotide messenger RNA. RefSeq lists its product as uncharacterized. The record is from RefSeq and is a predicted model, not a curated record. Bases 208 to 786 code for a protein of 192 amino acids. NCBI's taxonomy places the organism in Eukaryota, Viridiplantae, Streptophyta, Magnoliopsida, Fagales, Fagaceae. The transcript is spliced from 7 exons.